This is a messenger RNA of Poeciliopsis prolifica (blackstripe livebearer), 2392 nucleotides long. RefSeq names its product TRAF3 interacting protein 2-like (gene traf3ip2l). The transcript has 10 exons. NCBI's taxonomy places the organism in Eukaryota, Metazoa, Chordata, Actinopteri, Cyprinodontiformes, Poeciliidae. The record is from RefSeq and is a predicted model, not a curated record. Bases 157 to 1464 code for a protein of 435 amino acids. Gene Ontology annotation, biological process: positive regulation of canonical NF-kappaB signal transduction; humoral immune response.
CGCCUCGAGUGGAAGUGUCACUGUGGCCUCCACCCGGCGUGACGAGACCCAAAAACUGUCUCACACCGCUGGCUCUGCGAGUCAAAUGAGACUUUUUCACCUGCAGCGCCGAAGAAGUUCAAUCGCAUCGUAAAGGAGGCUCACACACACACAUGGAUGUCAGAUGGAAUAAGCUCAACGAUGCUGCCCACCUCGGUCUGCUCUCUGCCUGUUCCAAAUAGUUAUGUCAGCCAGCUGAGCACCUGCCACAACACGCCCGAAGAGGACGAUGAGACCAUGAACACAGAGGAGAAAAAAGCCAGCACCGUCCACAAGGCGGACCCCGCGUCCGACCUCGACGCCCACCGCCGGCCCGCGGACCGCACGCCGUUCCCCGACGACUCCAUGUUCAGCCCGCGGGGGUGGAACCGAGAGCAGGGCCUGUCGUUCCCCUCCUCCAGCUUCUGCUCCCACAGCCUCCCCGCCGGGUACAACCAGCCCACCCCGUUCCCCAGCCAGGUCAACAUGCUCCACCCGAGCCUGGCCAGCAGCUGCACGGGUUACCCCAGCAGCCUGCCGUCCUGCCUGGGCCACAAGGAUUACUCCAGCUGCUCCCAGGACAGCUGCCUGUCCAGAGACAAGUCCGCCUCCCUCCCCAGCCACCACAGCGGCCACAUGAGCCUGGAGCAGCCGCUGUCGCUGCACUCCAACCCGCCUUCGGCCGAGCUCUACCACCACACCUUGUCUCCGUACUCGUGCCCGCCGCAGGGCCCCCCCUGCUGUGCUCAGUGUCCGGCGGACGCCUUCAGCAGGCGGCCCGUGGCCAACGACCACGCCUGGCCUCAGUACAACCCAGCUUACAGCUCGUACUACUCAGAAGACUGCAGGAUCCCUGGAGCUGGAUUCAGACACAUCGGCCACAACGUCCCGGUCAAAGAGAGACACCCCACGUACAGCACGCCGCUCUCUCUGGAGCAGAGGCGGGUCUUCGUCACGUACGAAGCCGACAACGACAAACACGUCAACGAGAUCAUCAAGUUCGUGGCUCUGCUGCGACACAACGGCUUCGACACUCACAUCGACAUUUUUGAGCAGCAGUACAGAAGCAUAAGCAAGAUCGACUUCAUGGAGCGCUACCUCAGCGAGAAAGAGUACCUGAUCAUCAUCAUCAUCAGUCCCAAGUACUACGAGACGGUGACCACGUCUCCGUUCGACCUGGAGAACGACGAGAGGACCUUCAACACCGUUUACAUCCACAAACAGCUUCAGAAUGAGUUCAUCCAGAACGGAAGCAAGAACUUCAGGUUCAUUCCCAUUUUGUUUCCCGGGGCUAAAAAGUGUCACGUUCCCAACUGGCUCCAGAACACUCACGUCUACGGCUGGCCGCGCGAUCGAGACGACAUCCUCCGACGCCUGAUGAGGGUGGAGAAGUACAACCCGCCGCCCAUCGGGGAACUGCCGACCAUCGUUUCCAUCCCCAUCUAGAGCGCUGACCUGAGGACAGCGCCCUCUGUCCCCCGAGACAAGCGGAGACACGUCCCCCACCCCUGCCUGUCCUCCUUUAAUCUGCGAUUGUAAAUACUCUCAGGUGCUUUUGUAGAUUCUUCUCAACUUUUUCUUUUUUUAUUUACAAAGAGAAAAGUGUCGGCGUCGACACGAGACGUGGAUCGGAGAGGUUUUUUGGUAUUUUUUGGUUUGUUCAGCUUUUGUUUUUUAAAAACAGUUGAAAAAUCAUGCAUUUUUAUAAGCAAGUCACAUUUGCAACUUAAAGAAACUAAAAACUAUACAGUGAUGUCUGGUACAGAGACAGACAAAAUCGCUGCAGUUUUUCAGUUUGUGGAAAGGCCAGGGGAUUUUUUUUCUUUGAGAUGACAGAAAAAUUGCUGGAUGUUUCUCUCUGUAAACACUUCUACUUCCUGCGCUGCCUAUCAGCUGGCUGAAAGAUACACUUUCCUCCUGCUUACAAGGAGAAAUUUGUUGCAGAAAAAAAAAAACGAAAAAAAAAAAAAAACCCAAGCACACAUUGCCCGACUUAUGGAAUGUCAGAACCUACAGAGCUUUGAAACAUCAGGAAUCGGUGUCCUUUUUUUUAAAAAAAAGGAAUUUUCCAGUUCAAGAAGUUCGAAUAAAAAAACCCCCAAAAGAUCCACUGUAAAAGAUGUUUUUUUUUGCAGCAGGGAUCAUUUUUGUUUCACAUCAAAGUUAAAUCAUGUAACCGAUUCUCUGCAUUUCCACUUCAAGUGACUCUAGGAUCUCAUAUCAGCAGCUGGUACGUCACUUCAGACGCCUCCUGUUUCCAGAAUUAUUUUUCAAAAAUUAUAUUUUAUUUUACUUUUAAACCAUUGCUUUAGACUGUACUGUUUACAUUGUUUUGAUUUUAGCCUUAAAUUAAAUUAAGAUGCUGAAAAGCUAA